AUGGAUUCGGGGCUCGGCUCUGGCUCCCCAGGGCAAGACAACGAGCCCAGCCUGCUCGAGUAUGCGCGAAUGCAGAACAUCUGCGUAGACUACACGACUGAACUUGUAUCCUUUCUCAAAACCGGCGUACAUUCCAAUGAGACCUUCGACCAGAGUCUCUGCGACCUCCCUGACUCCUCCAUCACUAAUGCAAUCCCCGCACUAACGCGAGAACGGCUUGCGGUAAGCAAAGAGACGGCACUGUUGCUCAAAGCAGUCUACAGCCUUGAAGAACACCCCUCAGCCAGCUAUUUCGGGAACGGCGGAAACCAUCCAAAGCAAGAGCUCCCUGUGCUCCAGACAGACCACGACCUUGACCUGUUGAGUUUCGCUAGUGUGACGCCACUCGACUGGAAGCAUAUCAAGAUCCCGUCCGAGAUUAUUAUUGAACAAGACGACGAGGGUCUGGAAUGGCCGACACGUUAUCUCUCAAUCGCUAAGCGAUGUGACGCGCAAGCCAAGGCUGAGAAGCUUGUCGUCUCAAGACACGCGCUAGUUUUUCUACAAGAAGCUAUCCGCGAUGCAUACGCUCGGGCUAUUCGGCCUAUCACGCCUCCUUUGCUUCCGCUCUCUCCGUUACAAGUGCCUUACGUACCUUCAUCGCCCACGAAUCAUCUGCCACUACUAUCAGAUAGUAGUGACUCGGUCCGUGCAGAAGCAUGCAGCCUGCAUGAACAGAUCAUGGCCGCUGAUUCUCUUACGCGGAAAGAAUCAGACAGUAGCGACUCAAUGCUUCUUGACGUCGUCCAUCCGUCGCCGUUUAGCCCGCUGUCAGAAGCACGCGCAUCCACUCCUUUGAAGCGCAAAGCUGAAGACUUGAAAGUGGAAGGGCCGCUAACACCACCUAUCCUUUCCACCUCGCCAAUGAAGAAGCUCAAGUCGGUUUCUUUUGCUACAAAUCUAGACGAGUAUAUUUCAUAUGAGCCGUGGAGGCGGGACAGUGACACACAUACCACCAGCGAGGAUUUUGAUGAGUUGUUCCGGGACAUUGAGCCGCUAGCCGAACACGCGAGAAGGAAAGUAAGGAAUGAAAGGCUCUCUGAUGCUGAUACAACGGCACGCGUAAGCGUUCCAGACAUGGAGCUGUCAUUACCCGUGGCGCCCUGGCUUGAGUAUUGCGAACAAACCCGUAGUAAGUAUCGAUAUGACGGGCCUACCGAGCUUCAAGCGCAGAUGCAAUUCCUGAAGAGAAUCAAGCGCGAGGAUCUCAAAUCAGCAACAUCUUGGCAUGGACUGUCAAUUCCGGAAAGAGAGUUACAAUGGGGGUUUCUGACCACAAAAGUCUCUACCCUGAAGCUAGAAGAGAAACUCCAUGGUGAAUCCGAAGUGGAGCGGGUCUUGAAUGAGAUAAAAUCAGGUAACAUUGCGACUAGCUCGACACAGGUAUGGAAAUGUGACGGGUUGAGAAUCCUCGAUGCAGAUGAAGAGGAUGAGAUAAAACCAGCGGAUUAUGACGAAAGGCGUGAUGUGAAAGCUGCACUGCACAAGCGCAAACUGGAGAUGGAAGAGGAGGCUGCGCAGGAAUCGACCAAACGGACAGUCUCACAGUACCCUCCAUGCCGACUGGUUCAGCUGCCAAUGGACGCGUCGAAGACUCGCCAUAGUGGGGAGCAGAUAUCCAGUGCACAUGAUCCAGUAAGCACGCAAGCAAAAACGCUCGAUUUUAACAAUCAAAAGCUUCGAGCAAAACGUCUUCUACAGGAAUCCAUACAAGAUACAAAACACGCGGGUAGGGAGCUCAUGUUUGGCGGGUUUUCAGCCACUAGAGCUCUCCAAAGAUUCAUGGAGACGCGUGGAAAGACUGUCAGUUCUGUAAAACCUGACAGAGUUGGGCUGCCUACCUUGAGCAGUCAUGACCAACUAACGACCAAAACUGCACCGGCCGGGCUGAAAGGUUCCUCACACAGACAGACUGUAACGACACUAGCUGAGCACUCAGAAGAGGGGUUGCAUAAGGCAGGCUCAAAAGGCAGAGGCAAUACAGUUAUGACGAUACCUUUGCCGGUACUUCCCAGUGUCCCGACCGAUCUUAAGCCAUCUUCUUUCAUUAUUUCCACAAGAUUCCUACAGCAAAGGGCACUGUUGAGACAAAUUGAACAACAAUAUCCAAAGGCCGAGAUGGUAUACCGAGACUAUGCUUUGCCGCACUCAGCAAGCAACGAGGCCGACAUGAUUCUUUCGCCAUCCACCGGUCUGAUUCUCACCACUCUGCAGCAGAUCAAGCAAAGAGCUCUUCCUGGCCGGCCUGAGAGAUCGCCGAUAAAAGAACAUAUCGCCACUCUCCAGUUACGGUAUGAAAGGCUGCUUGUUCUUGUCAGCGAGGGACUGAGCAGUGGAUUGGAAGAACUAGGGUCCAGUCGACUCGAGGAUCCACGUGAUAGAGAGGUGUUACAGGAGAUUGAAGCCUUUGCUGCUCAGAUGGAGGGUGAUGUACUUGUUCAGUAUGUUCGUGGGGGCGAGAAGGCCCUCGUGUGUUCUACGGUGAUAGAAAUGGCAAAGUAUGGACUGCCGCAUGGCUCAGCAGACAUUGGCGAUAUCAAGCCCAUAGCUCAGGAGACCACGUACGAAGUCUUCCUCCGCCGAGCCGGUCUCAAUCCAUUCGCGGCCCAAGCAAUCGUGGCACUGCUGAAGAAGCCCUUGAGUCUGGAAGUUGGACCCUCGUCAAGCUCGCCGUUUCCAGCUGAGCCGAAGAACAUAGCGGUAGCUGGCCUUGGUCGCUUUCUCAUGAUGAGCAAGAAGGAGAGAAUACACGCAUUCCAAGCGCUCAUGGGCGGGAGCAGGAUACUGAGGGGCGUCAGUGAUGUACUAGACCAGAAAUGGAUCAGCGCUGCGCAUGGUUUCAAGAUAUGA
This is a messenger RNA of Exserohilum turcica Et28A, 2889 nucleotides long. RefSeq lists its product as uncharacterized. Lineage: Eukaryota; Fungi; Ascomycota; Dothideomycetes; Pleosporales; Pleosporaceae. The record is from RefSeq and is a predicted model, not a curated record. Bases 1 to 2889 code for a protein of 962 amino acids. The transcript has 3 exons.